AUGGGUCAGGUUGGGGGGGAAGUAGUGGUGCUGAUGGAUGUUAACGUGAGCAUGUUUGGGAUGAGGGCUAGGAUAGCCCUGGCUGAAAAACAAGUAGAGUACGAAUACAGUGAACAAGACCUCGGCAACAAAAGCUCACUUCUUCUUGAAAUGAAUCCCAUUCACAAGAAAAUCCCUAUUCUGAUUCACAACGGCAAGCCCGUCUGUGAGUCCCAAAUAAUCGUUCAGUACAUAGAUGAAGUUUGGCAUGAUAAGAAUCCCUUGUUGCCUUCUGAUCCUUACCAGAAAUCCCAAGCUAGAUUCUGGUUUGACCUCAUUGACAAAAAGGCAUUUAAUCAUGGAAGUAAGCUCUGGGAAACAAAGGGAGAAGAGCUAGAGAAAGCCAAGAAGGAAUUUAUAGAAUUCUAUAAAACCUUAGAAGGAGAACUUGGAGAUAAGCCUUACUUUGGAGGGGAAAAUUUUGGAUUUGUGGAUGUGGGUUUGAUUCCUUACUACAGUUGGUUUUAUGCCUAUGAAACAUUGGGAAACUUCAAAGUUGAAGGAGAGUGUCCGAAGCUUGUGGCAUGGGCCAAAAGAUGCAUGGAAAGAGAGAGUGUUUCCAAGUCACUUGCUGAUCCUCAGGAGGUUUAUGAGUUUGUUCUGCGCAAGUUUGUGGGAUCCAAAUAA
Oldenlandia corymbosa var. corymbosa is the source of this 666-nucleotide messenger RNA. The record is from the annotation of a GenBank genome assembly. Lineage: Eukaryota; Viridiplantae; Streptophyta; Magnoliopsida; Gentianales; Rubiaceae.